CGCGUCGUCCGGCGCGCAGCGGGGCCGGUGGUGGCAGCUGGGGCUGGCUUCGUUGCGUGAGCCGUGGGUUCUACGUCCGCUCCCUCCGCCCUUCGCCUCGUUCGGCCUCUGCAGCCCAACGCCGGCCGUCAUGGUGCCGUCGGCGCGUCCUGCGCGGCCCCGCUGAGCCUCUGUUCCGCGGCGAGCGCGGCUCGGGGUCACCAUGCCUACCCGAGUUUGUUGCUGCUGUUCUGCUUUGCGUCCUCGCUAUAAGCGCCUGGUGGACAACAUAUUCCCGGAAGAUCCAAAAGAUGGCCUUGUGAAAGCUGACAUGGAGAAACUGACAUUUUAUGCAGUAUCUGCUCCAGAGAAACUGGAUCGGAUUGGUUCUUACCUGGCAGAAAGGUUGAGCAGGGAUGUUGUCAGGCAUCGUUCUGGGUAUGUUCUAAUUGCUAUGGAGGCAUUGGACCAACUUCUUAUGGCUUGUCAUUCUCAAAGCAUCAAGCCAUUUGUAGAAAGUUUUCUUCAUAUGGUGGCAAAGCUUCUGGAAUCAGGGGAACCAAAGCUUCAAGUUCUUGGAACAAAUUCUUUUGUCAAAUUUGCAAAUAUUGAAGAAGACACACCAUCCUAUCACAGACGUUAUGACUUUUUUGUAUCUCGAUUCAGUGCCAUGUGUCACUCCUGUCAUAGUGAUCCAGAAAUACAAACAGAAAUCCGAAUUGCUGGAAUCAGGGGUAUUCAAGGCGUGGUUCGCAAAACAGUUAAUGAUGAACUUCGUGCUACCAUUUGGGAACCUCAGCAUAUGGAUAAAAUUGUUCCAUCUCUCCUGUUUAACAUGCAAAAAACAGAAGAAAUUGACAGUCGCAUAGGCCUUCCUUCUUCUCCUUCUGCAGCUGACAAAGAAGAAAAUCCUGCUGUGCUGGCUGAGAACUGUUUCAGGGAACUUCUGGGUCGAGCUACUUUUGGGAAUAUGAAUAAUGCUGUUAGGCCAGUUUUUGCGCAUUUAGAUCAUCACAAACUGUGGGAUCCCAAUGAAUUUGCAGUUCACUGCUUUAAAAUUAUAAUGUAUUCCAUUCAGGCUCAGUAUUCUCACCAUGUGAUCCAGGAGAUUUUAGGACACCUUGAUGCUCGUAAAAAAGAUUCUCCUCGGGUUCGAGCCGGUAUUAUCCAGGUUCUGUUAGAGGCUGUCGCCAUUGCUGCCAAAGGUUCCAUAGGCCCCACAGUGCUGGAAGUUUUCAAUACCCUUUUGAAGCAUCUGCGCCUCAGUGUUGAAUUUGAAGCAAAUGAUUUACAGGGUGGAUCUGGAGGCAGUGCCAACUUAAGCACAAGUUCCAAAGACAGUGACGAGAAGAUUGUGCAGAAUGCUAUCAUCCAAACAAUAGGAUUUUUUGGAAGUAACCUGCCAGAUUAUCAAAGAUCAGAAAUCAUGAUGUUCAUUAUGGGGAAAGUACCUGUUUUUGGAACAUCUACCCAUACUUUGGAUAUCAGUCAACUAGGGGAUUUGGGAACCCGGAGGAUUCAGAUAAUGUUGCUGAGAUCUUUACUUAUGGUAACCUCUGGAUACAAAGCAAAGACGAUUGUUACUGCCCUGCCAGGGUCUUUUCUGGAUCCUUUGCUAUCACCGUCUCUCAUGGAAGACUCUGAACUGAGACAGCUGGUCUUGGAAGUAAUGCAUAACCUCAUGGAUCGCCAUGACAACAGGGCAAAGCUCCGCGGGAUCAGAAUAAUACCAGAUGUAGCUGACCUAAAGAUAAAAAGAGAAAAAAUUUGCAGACAAGACACAAGUUUCAUGAAAAAGAAUGGGCAACAGCUAUAUCGGCACAUAUAUUUGGGCUGUAAAGAGGAAGACAAUGUUCAGAAAAACUAUGAGCUACUUUAUACUUCCCUUGCUCUUAUAACUAUUGAACUGGCCAAUGAAGAAGUGGUUAUUGAUCUCAUUCGAUUGGCCAUUGCUUUACAGGACAGUGCGAUUAUCAAUGAGGACAAUUUGCCGAUGUUCCACCGUUGUGGAAUCAUGGCGCUGGUUGCAGCAUACCUCAACUUUGUAAGUCAGAUGAUAGCUGUUCCUGCAUUUUGCCAGCAUGUUAGCAAGGUUAUUGAAAUUCGAACUAUGGAAGCCCCUUAUUUUCUACCGGAGCACAUUUUCAGAGAUAAGUGCAUGCUUCCAAAAUCUUUAGAGAAGCAUGAAAAGAAUUUGUAUUUUCUGACCAACAAGAUUGCCGAGUCACUAGGUGGAAGUGGAUAUAGUGUUGAGAGAUUGUCAGUACCAUACGUACCACAAGUGACAGAUGAAGAUCGACUUUCUAGAAGAAAAAGUAUCGUGGACACCGUGUCCAUUCAGGUGGAUAUUCUGUCCAACAGUGUUCCUUCGGAUGACAUGGUUAGUAACACUGAAGAAAUCACGUUUGAAGCAUUGAAGAAAGCAAUUGACACGAGUGGAAUGGAAGAGCAAGAAAAGGAAAAGAGGCGUCUUGUUAUAGAGAAAUUUCAGAAAGCACCUUUUGAAGAAAUAGCAGCACAGUGUGAAUCAAAAGCAAAUUUGCUUCACGAUAGACUUGCUCAAAUAUUGGAACUGACCAUACGUCCUCCUCCUAGUCCAUCAGGAACACUGACCAUUACUUCUGGGCACGCCCAAUACCAGUCUGUCCCAGUCUAUGAGAUGAAGUUUCCAGAUCUGUGCGUGUAUUGAGUGGCUCAUGAAGACCUUGGCAUCGGAUUUUAAACUCUUAAAAUUAAGGCCAAGCUGAGUUUUCAGGGUACAUACUUCUUGCCAAUAAUGAUGGAACCUGAACCAAAUUCUUGGCGUACCGUAUUAGAAGUUUUGGAGCUAUAUAUGAUUGAGAGUACUUUUGAAGAUAGAUUUAUGCCAUGUUAAUUUGCCUUGAGGUUCCUGUUGGCUUUUAAAGUUGAACAUACAUUGAUCUCAUAUUAUUCCCUUGUUAAACAGUAUAUUUUAAACUUUUCACAAACAUGUAAUUUUUUUUUAAAAAAGGAAGCCUUCAGAGGAUUAAAAAUAUUUGAAAUGUCUAUCGUAUUUCUUAACAUGUACACAAUUGCUUAGAGAUAGAAUUGCUUUUGGUUUUGGUUUUCUACAAAAGCUGAUACCUUCAAAUAUAUUCCUAAUCCUGGGCCUGCAAAGCAGCCCUAGGGCUUUGUCUCCAUGCUGUAGGUCACUGUUGACGGGCAUCCCUCUAUUCACUCACCGUAAUCGUAUGUCAUAGGCAUUCCUCAUUGUUCACAGUGAUAAGAAAUCUAUUGAACAGCAUUCCUACAAUAUGACCCUAAAAAUUGCCGUACUUUAAAACACCUAGUUCUUGUAAUACUGUGUUUCCUGCCAAGAGUUUGAUCAUUCUGCUUAAGGGGCGUAGAGCUUACUCUUGGAGUACCGAACUGUGCAAUAUUUUUUACAUCAUAAGAUGUGUUAGUUUACAGGCUGUGCUUUGAAAUUAUAGUAUUUUACUGUGGCUCCAGUAAUUAAAUGAGAUAUAUAUUUAGUAUAGGGGAGAAAAAGAUGUUUAAAACAGCUACUAGUUCACCUGUGAGGAAACUGUACAUUUUGAUUUUCAUUAAGAACACAUUAAUUUGCGCUUUUAUGCAUUGUUUUAGAUCCUCCUAAUCAACAAAUUCUCCAAACGGAUUUUUAUUAUAGAAUUUAAACCAUAACUUUGAUGCAUCUGUGUUUUGAAUUGGUUAUAUUACAUUGGAAAAGAGUAUCUGUGUUUUCACAGUCAAGUGUGCUAAGGUUUGAUAAUUUAAGCUGCUUUUGAUUUCACCUCCCAAACUCACAGGUUCAUUCUGUGCACACACUGACAGGCCCAUAAAUUUGCGUACAUUUUAGUGAAUUACAUUCCAUGGUAAGAUGAAUAACUUUCUUUAUAACUCUCAUAAAAUUCUCUUAGGACGUUUUUAUAAAAUCACCUGUUUGUACAAGUAGUUCUACCUUUUCAGAUUCAGGGUUUUUUUUGUUUUUCUUUUUGCAUAAAACUAUAUACAUAUUAGAAACUGCAGCUCUAGUUUUUGGCUUAUGUUUUUGUUGGAAAAGUUGCAAUGAAGAAUGGGAUGUUUUAACUUAGUAUUUGUGUUUAUUUGGGCACCUUGAGUAAAAACAGGAAAGUAAAUAAAUGAUAACAGAACAAGUAAAUAAAUGAUAGCAGAACAAGUAUACUCGAAAAUUUUUGAAUAUUUUAACCAAAGUGCUACUUCUUGAAACAGAAUCUAGUCAUUUAAACCUAUAAAAUGAUAUAAAACAUCCUAGGCUAUUUAUUAAAUGUAGAUAGACAAGACCUUGUUUUCCAAGUGACAGUGGAGUCACCACUGGAGAUCUCAAUGGCCACAUUGCAGCUGCCACUACAACUUUGCCUUUUGAUCGGGUAAAAUGCUUUACUAGUUAAUAAGCCAAGUUUGGUGGGUUUUUUGUUUUUUUUAUUUCCCUUUUUUUCUUAUGUAUUUUUAAAGAAGGCUAUUAAUUUCUGACUGUGCGUUUUUAAAAAUCUAAGCAGGGGGACAUGCAAAACCAAUCAUCAUCCACUUGGAUGUCAUUUUAUAGAUUAACACUGUGUGCUUUUGUAUGGAAAUAUAUAUAAUUUAAUAGUAUAAGCAAAGAAGAUAUAUAUUCAUUUGCACUCAUGUGAAACAAACUUUGCUCUGCAAAAGUUCAUGUUUCUUAGUAAUUUAAAAAUGCAUGUAUUGCAUGUAAAGGAAAACCGUUGCAAUUAAUGUUAAUCACAACUUUCUCAUGGUCUUUGUAAAUUAUUGAUUUGGGUUUUGGGGUUUUCUUCUUCUGAUUUUUAAAUCACAGUAGACUUCUAUAUAUCCUGGAUUAUUGAACUGGUCUUAUUGACAAGGAUUCCCAAGAAUUGGAUCUCUUCUCUGGCUGACCUGUCCAUUUCUAACGGGGAUUCUUUAGGAAUUACGUAUGCAUAUUGUGUUGUAGCCAAUUUAAAUACUGGAAGUUUAGGAUUUAUUGAAGUUUGCUGUAUUGCUAUAUUUUUGUAGAUAUAGAAAACUCUUAAUUGUUAAAAUUUCUCUUUUUGCUGUAUACAGUUGCUCAUAUUCUUUUCUUGACAUUGAAGAGUUAACAUUUAAAUGUCCCUUCUGUGCUUGUGUUGUCUGUGACUGGUAUAUAGAGUUUUAUUAUUAUGAAGUUUACCUGAAUACACAUGUGCGCGUGCACACACACACACACCUCUACUUCCUUAAUACUUCUGAACUCAUUAUCUUGUAGAAUAACAUUACACUUUACCAGCAGUUAACUUCCCUCUACCCAAGAUGUUUCUCUUCUUCCUGUCUGAAAAUGGAACUUAUUUGUCUUCUUCAUGCUGAUAAUAUGUAUUAAAUGUAAUGAAGUUAAGUUUCCUCAAAUGUAAAAAUUCACUGUGCAAUUCAUACGUAAGCAAUAAAACAAAAAUUGAAUUA
Molecule: messenger RNA, 5394 nt
Organism: Nycticebus coucang (slow loris)
Lineage: Eukaryota; Metazoa; Chordata; Mammalia; Primates; Lorisidae
Gene: EFR3A
Product: EFR3 homolog A
Exons: 23
Coding region: 203-2668 (821 amino acids)
Biological process (GO): protein localization to plasma membrane
Cellular component (GO): plasma membrane
Source: RefSeq, a predicted model, not a curated record